Molecule: messenger RNA, 2304 nt
Organism: Anopheles marshallii
Lineage: Eukaryota; Metazoa; Arthropoda; Insecta; Diptera; Culicidae
Gene: Suv3
Product: ATP-dependent RNA helicase SUV3 homolog, mitochondrial
Exons: 3
Coding region: 1-2304 (767 amino acids)
Biological process (GO): RNA catabolic process; mitochondrial RNA 3'-end processing
Cellular component (GO): mitochondrial degradosome
Molecular function (GO): RNA helicase activity; hydrolase activity, acting on acid anhydrides; ATP binding
Source: RefSeq, a predicted model, not a curated record
AUGUUAAUAAAUGCACACAGAUGGACACGCUACUGCCGAACGGUGUUAAACUCGGUACAGGUAGCGUCGCGCACAAUGAACGGUGCUCGCCGAAUAUUGGUUCCCAGCAGUACUGCAGUCGAACUGUACCGGGGUAAGAAGGACGAUAGUAAGCUAUUCACCCCGAUUCCUAUACGACCCAGCCCGGACGAUAUAAAUGUCGGUGCCGAGCUGACGGGUGUGUUAGAUAAGGCGGAAAUGCUGAAGGUGAUAUUGAAGUUCAGCAAUCGGAAAGAAAUAAAAUUCCUCUGCCUGGAAAAUGGGAUCGAUUCGAAUCUUCAACAGCAAGCGUUUAUCAGCUUUCGGAAGUACUGUCUCGAAACAGAUGCACUGCCGGCCGAUCUACACGUGGUACUUAGCGAUAUACUGCAGGGAGCGGGCCACGUAGAUGAUGUCUUUCCUUACUUUUUGCGGCACGUGAAGCAAAUUUUCCCACACCUCGAGUGUAUGGAUGAUUUGAAGAAAAUAUCUGACCUUCGACAACCGGCCAACUGGUACCCGAAUGCGAGGGGCAUGAACCGGAAGGUGAUUUUCCACUCCGGUCCCACGAACUCGGGCAAAACGUACCACGCUAUGGAACGCUUUCUCACCGCCAAAUCGGGAGUGUACUGUGGUCCUUUAAAGCUGCUGGCCAGUGAAGUGUACAACAAGAGCAAUCAGCGAGGAACGCCUUGCGAUCUGGUGACGGGCGAGGAACGCAAAUUUGCCAAUGCUGAAGGCAAACCGUCCGCGCACGUGGCUUGUACUGUCGAGAUGACGUCCAUCAAUACGCCUUAUGAAGUAGCUGUAAUCGACGAAAUACAACUGCUAAAAGACGUUGGCCGUGGAUGGGCAUGGACGAGAGCAUUCUUGGGUUUGAUGGCGGAGGAAAUUCACGUGUGUGGUGAACCGGGAACGGCCGACCUGCUCCAGAAGCUGUGCGAAACCACUCAUGAAUCGCUCGAGGUGCGCAACUACAAACGGCUCACGCCACUCCACAUUGAGGAUCAAGCACUGCAAACGCUCGAUAACGUUCAGCCCGGGGACUGCAUUGUGUGCUUCAGCAAGAAUGACAUUUACGCAGUUUCGCGCGAGAUAGAGGCUCGCGGCAAGGAGGUGGCAGUCAUUUACGGUGGCCUACCGCCCGGCACCAAGCUGGCCCAGGCGGCCAAGUUUAACGAUCCGAACAACAGCUGCAAGGUGCUGGUCGCCACAGACGCCAUCGGUAUGGGACUGAACCUAAGCAUACGGCGCGUUAUCUUCUACUCGAUGAUCAAACCAACGAUGAACCAGAAGGGUGAAAAGGAGAUGGACACAAUUUCGGUGUCGGCGGCACUCCAGAUAGCGGGUAGGGCCGGCCGUUAUGGCAUGAAGUGGGAAGAGGGAUACGUGACGACGUUCAAGGCGGAAGACUUACCUACCCUGAAAGGCAUUCUAGCCCAAACACCGGAUCCACUCGCCCAGGCAGGGCUUCAUCCGACCGCAGACAUGAUCGAGCUGUACGCGUACCAUCUGCCGAACGCAACUCUCAGCAACUUGAUGGAGAUAUUCGUAUCACUCAGCACGGUCGACGAUUCGCUGUACUUUAUGUGCAAUACGGAGGAUUUCAAGUUUCUGGCCGAAACGAUACAGCACGUACCGUUACCGCUGCGGGCGCGCUAUAUUUUCUGCUGCGCACCGAUCAACCGCAACAUGCCGUUCGUGUGCUCGAUGUUUCUGAAGUACGCACGCCGGUACAGCCGCAACGAGCCGGUUACGUUCGAUUGGCUGUGCAAUCAGUGCGGUUGGCCGUUCCAGCUACCGCGCACCAUUAUCGAUCUCGUGCACCUGGAGGCGGUGUUCGAUGUGCUGGAUCUGUACCUUUGGCUGAGCUACCGGUUUCCGGAUCUGUUCCCAGACGAGAAGCUGGUACGCGAUAUACAGCGCGAGCUGGACGACAUCAUACAGCAGGGCGUGUUUCAAAUAACGAAACUGUUGAAAAAUUCGGAAACGGCCGUUUCGACCAACACGCCCGACGAGGAUUCGUUCGUGAUGCGGCAGAAGAAGAGCAAGUACUAUCGGGAGGCUGGAGCCGGUGCGGGUGGGACACGCGGUAGGCUAACGGAGCGGCUGUUGGCGCAAGGACUGCUGACACCGGCAAUGUUGCAAGAGUUGAAGCAAGAAUGGGACCAGCAGGCGAAGCGUACGGGGAAGGGUGGCGCGGAGGAAGACGAUGACGAUCCGUUCGACGGUGGCAAGAAGGGAUCAUCGGGCCGGCGAAAACUUACCCGUGGAAAGGGAAAGUAA